Colletotrichum orchidophilum is the source of this 2082-nucleotide messenger RNA. RefSeq lists its product as uncharacterized. The coding region runs from base 1 to 2082 and encodes 693 amino acids. The record is from RefSeq and is a predicted model, not a curated record. The transcript is spliced from 4 exons. Gene Ontology annotation, biological process: positive regulation of transcription by RNA polymerase II; DNA-templated transcription. Lineage: Eukaryota; Fungi; Ascomycota; Sordariomycetes; Glomerellales; Glomerellaceae. Gene Ontology annotation, molecular function: sequence-specific DNA binding; DNA-binding transcription factor activity, RNA polymerase II-specific; zinc ion binding.
AUGGCAGUUCGGAGUCUCCAGCACAGCAACCCUAGGCAUCAGACGGCGGACAUGACGUCCGAAACUCAAAACUCGGUAUCAUCGCCCCUGGUGACGCCCGGGGCAGUGCCUGUGAAUCCUAGGAAGAGGGGCAGGACCGCGUGUACGCGAUGCAAAAGUCGUAAGCAAAAGGUACCCAAUUGUGACAAGGCAGAUGUCGCUGAUGAGGCUCCUUCAAUUGCAUACACACGGGCACUAGAAGAACGGGUGGCCUUCUUGGAGAAUAAGCUAGCUCAAGUCCCUACCCCGGAGGCAUCCACAACUCCAAGGGAAACCGCAAGCAACUAUUCGGUUCCAUCAGGUCGAGACAAGAAUGUCCUCAGCGACGUGGUCGCGCACGUCUCGCUAGGAAACUUCGAGGCGCCCGCCUACGUUGGUCCCUCGUCCGGGUUAUCUCUAGCUCUGAACCUCGGCGAAAUGGUUCAAGCUACUGUGUGGAACAAGAUGUUGCCAGACAUACAGGAUGGCACCACCGGCAACCAAGCUAAUUGCAUCAAUCCUAGUCCGAGAUGCAUCACGGUGGAAGACCUCCUGGCCCAUAGCGUCAAGGAGCCUCCGAGUGAUGUGCAGGGGUCUCAGAUGCUGAAAGCCUAUACGUCACAGCUGCACUCCAAGUACCCCUUCCUUGAGCCUGAAGAGUUGUGGAAGUUGCAUAAUGAUAGACUUACCCUGGCUGCAAAACCAGCACAGACUUUGACGAGGGUUGAACGUUUUGGUAUCUUUAAGCUGUAUCUUGUGUACGCUAUGGGUGCAACUUUGGUGCAACUGACCCAAAGAGAACCAGGAUUAUCUCCAGAGGCUCUUUACAUCACCGCUUUGCAGCACAUCUCAGCAGCUAGAGAGUCGAGGACUGUGCAAAACAUAGAGGCCAUGACGUUACUAGUCAUGUUCCAUCUUCGGUCAACGUCUAGCCAUGGACUAUGGUACAUGAUUGGCCUAGCAAUGAGAACAUCGAUUGAUUUGGGCUUGCAUCGCGCGGCACAUGAACAGAAUCUUGCUGGUGCUAUCGUCCAAAGAAGACGCAGGCUAUUCUGGUCUGUCUAUUCUCUCGAGAGAACAAUAGCAGUGUCACUAGGCCGGCCUCUGAGCAUAGCCGAUAACCAGAUUGACGUUGAGCUCCCGAGUGCCAUCAUCAACGGGAGUCCAUCUGCUUCAAUUAUUUUAGGAAACGAUAUCACACUGGCACUAGUCCUAUUCAAGCUUCGAAGAAUCGAGUCCAAGAUCCAUCACUCAGUCUACCGCACGGACAAGACUCUGGAUGCACUCCGACCUAAACUGGACCGGCUACACCAGCGACUCAAGACUUGGCGGGAUUCUCUGACAGACUGGAUUCCAGCAGCACAUCCUGAUCUCAACUAUGCUCUAUUACUGUAUAAUCGUGCACUUCGACUUUUGAUCCAGCCCUUUUUGCCGAUCUUAUCAGCCGCGGACCCGUUCUACGCAUUAUGCAUGCGAGCAGCAGGCGAUAUUUGUCAAGCACACAAGAGACUGCAUCAGACACUGGACUACGGCCACAGCUUCAUCGCAGUUCAAACAGUCUUUGUGGCUGGAGUCACCCUGUUGUAUGGACUUUGGACGCAAGGCAACACACUUUGGUCGGUGGCUCUGUCAAACGACAUUAGAGCUUGCUCUCUGGUGCUCUUCGUCAUGGGGGAGAGGGCCCCUUGGGUCCGCAAAUACCGAGAUGCUUUCGAGGUUCUGGUCAAUGCAGCCAUGGAAAAGCUGCAAGAUAACGAGUCUGGUCUUGCAGAAAUGGCAUCGGUCCAGAUGAGAGCCGGGAAGGCAUCUGGUACCGCGGAGAGCCUCAAUGGUCAGAAUCCUGAUCUCAGCGGGAAUGAGACCGCGGCGCGUCCGGCAGAUGGUAUUUAUGAUCAGUUUUCAAUGUCUGAGGAUGGUGGCAUAGCGGUUGGAGAGUUUGAGGGUGCUUGGCCGAUGGUUGCAGAGCUUGCCAAUUGGAUCGACCAAGACACGGGAGGCGGAAGUCCUGUUUGGAUGCCGAACUUUGAGUUAUUACAGAGUCUUUCAGGUACAUGGAACGAGUAG